This is a messenger RNA of Rhodamnia argentea, 2804 nucleotides long. Its product is annotated as disease resistance protein RUN1-like. The record is from RefSeq and is a predicted model, not a curated record. Gene Ontology annotation, biological process: signal transduction; defense response. Lineage: Eukaryota; Viridiplantae; Streptophyta; Magnoliopsida; Myrtales; Myrtaceae. Bases 13 to 2772 code for a protein of 919 amino acids. The transcript is spliced from 4 exons. Gene Ontology annotation, molecular function: ADP binding; protein binding.
UUAGCUCUUUCGAUGGCUUCUUCUUCUUCUUCUUCUUCAAAUCUGAAAAGGUAUUACCAUGUGUUCCUGAGCUUCAGAGGCACGGAUGUCCGUGACAGCUUUCUCAGUCACCUCUAUGCGGGUCUCGAUCAAAGAGGAAUACACACUUUCAUGGACAACGAGGAGCUGAGGAAAGGAGAGCAAAUAUUCCCGGCGCUUAUGAAAGCGAUUGAGGAAUCGCGCAUCGCGGUUAUCGUUUUCACCGAGAACUAUGCUUCCUCGCCAUGGUGUUUGGAAGAGUUAGCCAAAAUUAUGGAGUGCAAGGAGCAAAGAGACCUUAAGGUCUUUCCCGUGUUUUACAAAGUGGUACCCAGAGAAGUGAGAACACCAAGAAAGAGUUGUAGAAAAGCCAUGGCUACGCAUGAGUCCAAGUUUGGGAAGGAUUCGGGGAAAGUGAAGAGAUGGAAGAAGGCUCUCCUCAAUGCCGGUGGCUUGUCCGGGUGGGAAUUCCAUAAGGGAGAUGAAGCAGAGCUCAUAAAACGCAUCGUAAAGGAACUAUCAAUUCAUCUACAGCGUAAACCCUUACAAGUUGCUACAUAUCCGGUCGGAAUAGAUUCCCGAGUCCAGCAAGUGAUAUCAUUGUCAGAAAAUGAGACGGGUGAUGGUGAUGUUCUCAUGGUAGGUCUAUGGGGACCUGGAGGCAUAGGGAAGACCACAAUUGCUAAAGCCCUAUAUAAUUAUAUUGAGAAAGAUUUUCAGGGUACCUGUUUUUUGGAGCAAGUAAGAGAAACUUCAAACAAAAGCAAUGGUCUAGUUUCUUUGCAACAGGAACUUCUUUCACAGAUCUUUCCUUGUGGAAAAUUAACGGUAUAUAAUGUGGACGGAGGAAUUCCUUUGAUACAGGAAAGACUUCGUUGCAAGAAGGUUCUUCUGGUUCUUGAUGAUGUGGACGAGUUGGAUCAACUGAAUGCGUUAGCUGGAGAAGGCCAUUGGUUUGGCAAAGGAAGUAGAAUUAUUGUUACAUCAAGAGAUAAACAUUUGCUGACUUCUCAUGGCAUAAAUUGUGUUUAUGACGUUAAAACUUUAUAUGAUGAUGAAGCACGGGACCUUUUUGGUCGGUAUGCCUUCAAAAAUAGCAAGAAAGUUGAGAUAAGAAGGGAUCUCAUAGAUAGAGCAGUGCAUUACGCGAACGGCCUUCCGUUAGCCCUCCGAGUGUUCGGCUCAUUCUUAUGUGGAAGAGAGGAACCUGCAUGGGAAAGUGCACUGCAUGACCUCUCCAAAAGUCCUGACCAGAAAAUCAAUCGAGUUCUCAAGACAAGCUUCGAUGGAUUGAACGACAAUGCAAAGGAGAUUUUCCUCGAUAUUGCUUGCUUCUUUAAGGGGAAAAGAAUAGAAUACAUCAAGGAAGUCCUUGACAGCUGCGGUUUUGAAUCAACUAUAGGAAUAGAAGUUCUCAUCGAGCGGUCCUUGAUAACAAAUGAGCACGGGACCCUGCAAAUGCAUGAUUUAAUUCAGUUGAUGGGGCAGGAUAUUGUUAAUCAAGAAGGCUCCAAUGAUCCUGAGAAGCGCAGUAGAUUUUGGCGUUUUGAAGAUGUUCGAGACAUUCUACGUGGAGAAACGGGAACAAAUGCAAUAAAGGCCAUAGUAUUGGACUUGCCCGAACCCAGAGAGAUAACUAUUAGCCCUCAUGCUUUUACAAACAUGAAAAGGUUGAGGAUGCUCAUUUUGCCUGUACUGCAUAUCUCUUCACAAGGUCCCGUAUGUCUCCCUAACCAGCUAGGAUUGCUUAUAUGGCCAAUGCCCCGGAUCUGGAAUUUGGCUCUGCUUAAUGACUGCAUGGGUAUGUUCUUGCAGAAUUUUGAAAUGCUGAAGUUCAUUAAUUUCUGGAAAUGCGAGUCCCUGACUAGUGUUCCUGACCUUUCGUCGGCUUUAAAUCUGGAGAGCUUGAUUCUUAGUGAUUGCAAAAGCUUGGUAGAAGUUCACCAAUCUGUCGGAUAUCUUGGCAAGUUAAAAUUUUUGACACUAGAAAUGUGCUCUAAUCUUAUUAUCUUUCCCAACAAACUCACGGCAAAAUCUCUUCAAACCCUUUAUCUCAAUGGUUGCUCAAAACUCGAGAAGUUCCCUGAUAUUCCGGAAAUGAUGGAACAUCUAGAAGUUCUUGGGCUGAGAGGGACGGCUAUCGAAGAACUCCCGACAUCAAUUGGAAAUCUUGUCUCUGUGAAGAAGAUGGAUUUAAGAUGGUGCAAAAACCUCACAAGGCUUCCGUUGAGCAUUUAUAAGUUGCAGAAUCUCGAGGAUCUAAGUCUUGAAAGGUGCUCGAAUUUCGUCAUGUUUCCAAAGAACUUGGAGGAUUCAACCGACCCUGAUGGCCAUUUAGGAUUUCUAAAUCUACACACGCUAGAACUCAAUGGCUGCAAUCUAUCAGAAGCAGACUUCCUCGAGAGCUCUUCCAGUUUUCCCAAAUUGCGUGAGCUAAAUCUUUCAAAAAACAAAUUUACUCAUCUACCAACAUGCAUCAACAAAUACCAUUCUUUAGAUUGGUUGUUUUUGGAGAAAUGCCAGCAACUACAAGAGAUUCCUCAGCUUCCAUCAAAUAUAAGUGUGCUAGUAGCAAAAGGUUGCAAAUCCCUGCAAAAACUCCCAGAUUUGUUGAGUCUCUCGUCCGACUACCUUAUAGUCGACUUGUCUUCAUGUUGUGAAUUAUUCCGCAGGGGUGUGAAGAUGGCUGAUGUAUCAUUACCCGAGGUCAGACUCUCUCUCUCUCUCUCUCUCUCUCUCUCUCUCUCUCUCUAACUUUAAAUGCUUGAAAUGAUAGGGACUCCUGC